GCUAUUGGCCGCUGUUGAUGUCACUCAGAUGAUCCUCAGCGCGGUGACAGAUGUCUUUGGAAGAAGGAGGAAAAAAAACAAAAAACAAACAUAAUCUGAGUGUGGCAGCCAUCUUGGUUCCGCUGGCUCCGGCAGGGAGAGAGAGGGAAAAGGGAAAGAGGACGGAGAGGAGGCCGGGCGGGGACCGACGCAGCUCGGAUGUUUGUUUGUGUUCAGUCAGGGUUAGAUUACUCGACGAAGCAGCCCCGCACUUGGGGAGUCUGUGCGGUGGGUAGUCGCGGUUUGUGGUUUUCCUCCGCGGUUUCACUCAGGAAACCCGCAACAAUCAAACCAGGAGGACAGCUAGCUUUGGAGCUAAGCUAACGGCUAGCCGGACCAGCUCGCUGUUCGGUGACCGAGCUGUGGUGACCGGCGGCGGAGUGAAGCUUCAGCCUCGCUCGGGAACAUCCAGGCUGACUGUGGAGAGCUCUGACCCAGGUCACACAGCGGGUCAUGGUGUGAUAACCCGGGGUAAAGUCUCCCUAGGUGUUAGCCCGCAGGAGAAGCUGGAGGCUGUGUGAGAAUGUGGAGCCUCGGCUUAAUCCCUCUCGGAAGCAUAAUCCGUGUUCAUGGAUGAAAUGUCCCGUUUAAUGCCUGACAAGGUGGCUAUCCUCCCGCAUUAGAUACAUCGACAGUCCCGGUAAAAUCCCGGUGUUCAAUUGUUGGUGACAGUCCGGGAUUUGAAGCCGGUUCCUCCCGCUGACAGCUGCAUCUCUGUGCCCGGGCCGGAGCUCACACACCCGGGAAGGACUCCGCUCAUCACCCGGCUCUUCUUCAGGUUAAACCGUGCACACCGGGCCUGCUCAGGUGUUUGGACCGGUACAUGGUGCAGAGACUUGGUGUCCUCUGCAUGAAGCUGUUCGUUUAAAGGGACGAUUAUACAGACCGAGUGUGUGCCCGAAAUAAAGAGUUCCGUCUGUGAGCAGCCAUGGGCUCAGCCGUCAGAGCGGCCUUCAGCCUACUCCUCCUGUCCUUCUGCUCAGGUGCGAUCCUGGGCCGCUCAGACACGCAGGAGUGUGUCCAUUAUAACUACAGCCCUUCGUCCUCCUCGUCAUUGUCAUCAUCGUCAGGUUUGGAGAGUCGGGGAAACCUUAGCAAGGUGGUCACCUGCUCAGGAGAGAAAGACAAGAGACUGCACUGCUUUGCCACCUGGAAGAAUGUGUCAGGCGUGAUCCAGGUAGUCAAACAAGGCUGCUGGCUGGACGACGUCAACUGUUACGACAGGGAUGAGUGUGUGGAGAGGAAGGACUCUCCUGAUGUCUUCUUCUGCUGCUGUGAAGGAAGUUUGUGUAACAACAAGUUUUUCUACGGUCCUGACAGCAACCUGCCGCAGAUACAAACAACAAACAAACCAGUGCAACCGAAGACUCCGGUGCUGACCGCUCUGAUGUACUCACUGCUUCCCAUCAUGGCCCUCAUCACCAUCAUCCUCUUCUCCUUCUGGAUGUACCGACAUCACAAACUGGCCUACCCACCUGUCCUGGUGCCGACACAGGACCCUGGCCCCCUCCCCCCCUCCCCCAUACUGGGACAGAAGCCGCUGCAGUUACUGGAGAUCAAAGCCAGGGGGCGCUUCGGCUGCGUCUGGAAGGCUCAGCUGCUCACUGAAUAUGUUGCCGUAAAAAUCUUUUCCAUCCAGGAUAAGCAGUCGUGGCAGAACGAGUAUGACAUGCUUAAUGUGAACGGGAUGCGACACGAGAACCUGCUGCAGUUUAUCGGAGCCGAGAAGCGAGGAAAUCACCUGGACAUGGAGCUGUGGCUCGUCACCGCCUACCAUGAGAAGGGCUCUCUCACAGACUACCUGAAGGCCAACGUGCUCUCCUGGUCUGAGCUUUGUCUCAUCGCUCAGUCGAUGUCUCGAGGUCUCGCAUACCUGCACGAAGACAUACCUGGACACAAGGACGGACACAAACCUGCCAUUGCACACAGGGACUUUAAGAGUAAGAACGUUCUACUGAAGUCUGAUCUGACCGCCUGCAUCGCAGACUUCGGCCUCGCUCUCUGCUUUGAGGCGGGGAAAUCUGCAGGAGACACACACGGACAGGUGGGGACCAGGAGGUACAUGGCCCCUGAGGUUCUGGAGGGGGCCAUCAACUUCCAGAGGGACUCCUUCCUAAGGAUCGACAUGUACGCUCUGGGCCUCGUGCUGUGGGAGCUCGCCUCCCGCUGCAAGGCUGCUGACGGUCCUGUGGACGAGUACAUGCUGCCGUUUGAGGAAGAGGUGGGUCAGCAUCCGUCUCUGGAGGACAUGCAGGAAGUGGUCGUCCAUAAGAAGCUGAGGCCCACACUGAGAGAGUGCUGGCAGAAACACUCUGGUCUGGUGGUCCUUUGUGAGACCAUCGAGGAGUGCUGGGAUCACGAGGCCGAGGCUCGGCUGUCUGCCGGCUGUGUGGAGGAGCGCAUCGUUCAGAUGCAGCGGCAAAGUAGCAUCACGGCGCCUGAGGAGAUCGUCACAGUUGUUACCAUGGUAACCAAUGUGGACUACCCACCUAAAGAGUCGAGUUUAUGACAAAGCAGAGGACCAAUCAGGACGGAGUAUGGACUCCCACAGUGAGCUUUCCGUCUUUGAACACAAACAGAGGGUGGGGGCUGGUCAGGUGACCCACCAGGUGAUCAGAUGACUCACCAGGUGACCCACCAGGUGAUCUGUUGACCCACCAGGUGAGCUGGAGGACAGCAUGUUGCCUUUAUCUCUCUCUGCUACACUGGCGUCCAUCCUCUGACAUCAGUUCCUGUUUUGUAUAACAAAAUAAAAUACUUCCUUUUAGAGUUUUUCUACACAAUUUGACAGGAAACAGUUUAAUGUUUUCAGAAUAAAAGGGUGACUGUGUUUAGUUUGAUGACGAUAAGAAACAGCUUGAAUGUCUGAAUCACUGCUGUUUAUUGAAACAGAUUAUUUUACUUUGAUGAUCUUCAUCAACAUCACAAACACUAAAUAUUUUUAAAUCAUUGAAACAUUUCCACUUUCAUCUUUUUAUCGUAAAACACCAGAAAACACACAAAGUGACACAUUUGAUUGACUUUAAAUAAAAUCUGAAGCUAGCUUAGUUUCAAAGACUGUUUAAAAGAUUCAAGGUUACCGUAAAGUCUGGUAUUUAAGACUCAGUCUGUGUUUGGGGUCUCUCAGAGAUCAAAAGGUUUAAAGUCUCUUCUUGUGUGAUGAUCUCGUGUUCAUCAGCGGUCAGUUAGUGUGCAGCUGUGUAGCUCUUGUAGUACCAUCAGUGUCCACCAGGUGCAGUUUGUAAUCCUGCAGGCUACCUGUACAGUAGUCGAGCUACCAGCUUAAGCUAACGUUGACAGUUGUGAAGUACAGCCCGACAGCCUGAGGGUCGCCCUGCCCACCUCCUCUGCUCACUCGUUUUUAACUGAGGAGCGACUCCACAAGCUUUAUGUACUGACCAGUAUACCACUGUCUGAUAUAAACGCACCAUGAUGACCUCAUGACGGAGGAAAGAUGGAAAACUCUGUCAGCAUGGUCUGUGUCGUUAUGUUUCCCAGCAUGCUUUGAGCAGCGAAGCAGCCACAUAUAAUACCCACUGAAUGGGGCGUAUAUUCAAUCCUGUCAGGUGGUGUUCAGAUGGUGAUGGACGCGGCAUGG
Messenger RNA from Labrus bergylta (ballan wrasse), 3637 nucleotides. Lineage: Eukaryota; Metazoa; Chordata; Actinopteri; Labriformes; Labridae. The record is from RefSeq and is a predicted model, not a curated record.